Cuscuta campestris is the source of this 1938-nucleotide messenger RNA. The record is from the annotation of a GenBank genome assembly. NCBI's taxonomy places the organism in Eukaryota, Viridiplantae, Streptophyta, Magnoliopsida, Solanales, Convolvulaceae.
ACGCUCUCUCUACCCCUCUUCAUCGACCGUCGACGGCCCGUCGGUAAAGAUUUGCUGCGGCGCAUCAACUAUGGAACUCUAUGUAUUUUACCAUGAACUUAGCAUGGGGAAGGACUGUGAUACGUUGUACAAAUUUAAGCUGCCAUCUUUACCGAUGUCACAAUUACAGUUGGUAGAAUUGGAGUUUCCCUCUCCUGUCUUGCAGAUACCCUACGACAAGUAUCCCUGUUUGAUGGGAUGUGCCCAGCUCGACUCCAAGCUGUAUUUUUUCGGUGGCUACUAUAAACCCCCCUCCACGGAUGAUGAUUUUGAGGGUAUUGAUGAUGAUCUUGAGGUUAUUGAUAUCAUAGUCACAGAACAAUAUUAUUCUCCAUGGGUUUAUGUUUUUGACCUUAAUGCGCAGCAUCAAGGUUUGAAACAAGUUCCUUCAAUGUCAACUGGGAAGCCUAAUGCUUGCGGUUUUGUGGCCAAUGGGAUGUUAUAUGUGCUUGGGGGAAGUGCUAUGUGCCAUCCUAAGUUAUCAAAAACCUCAAUCAAAUGCUUCGAACGGUUCAACCCUGUUGAUGGAAAAUGGACAGUUCUAGACGAUCGCCCCCUCAAAUAUUUUAGAGAGGUUUAUGGGGCUACAGUGAUUGAAACCCAACACAAGGUCCUGAUUAGGGGGCAAGGUCUUGAGAGAACUACUUGUAUGGUCUAUGACUUUCUCCAUGAGAGGUGGUACUAUGACUGGCUCACUGUCGGUUCAUUACCAUAUCGCAUUUGCCACAUUGAUGCUUUUGACUGUGAUAAUGGGGGACUAUAUUUAUAUGGCCUCCGCACUUCCCAUGCCAUGCCAUUGCCCUUUAAAUUAGGACCUCUGAAAGAGCUUGAACAUAUGUAUGAUGGUUCCUCAAUUGGAAUUUUGUCCAUACUUUAUUGUCCAGAUGAUUGUAUGUUGAAGACUCUUUGCCAUCAACGUGAUUUUCAUACGAAUGUUGUGAUGUUGUACUUAGGAGAUGGACAUUUCUGCUAUGUGAUUAGUGGGCAGGGUUGCUUUCCUGAUGAUUUCACUCCUCCUUGUCCACAUGCCCGGGGCAUCAGAUUUGCCAUAUUUAAGGAGCUUUCUAGUCCACGUGCAGUUCAAGAAGACAGAGAAGGCCAAACCUGCACUUUUGAAGCUAAAGUUUUGUAUGGCAAGAAUUAUUUCAAGAGGUUGGACUCUAAUGGAUAUGCCUUUCUUAAAGGUUGCUUCAUCGUCAAUCGCGACUAUUCAGGGGUGAAAAUUAGGAUUGACUCUCACCUAGUGCCCAAGGUUGACAAGUUUUGGUAUCUUGGCUUGGUCAUUCAGGCGGAUGGGGAGUUAGACGGGGAUGUUGCGCGUCGUGUUGGAGCAGUUUGGGCGAAGUGGAGGUUGGCGUCAGGAGUAUUGGGCGAUAAGAAGAUCUCGUCUAGGAUGAAAGGUAGGUUCUACAGGUUUGUAGUCAGACCAACUAUGCUCUAUGGAGCAGAGUGUUGGGCGGUUAAGAAGAUUCAUGUGCGUCGGCUAUAUGCGGCAGAGAUGCGGAUGUUGGAGGAGACUUUUUGAGUGACAUUUUGACCAAACAAUCACAGAGUUAAAAUAAAGGUAGCAGCUGUCCAGGGAGCACUCAUUAUCAUCAUUUACGCACAAAAAGGAAAAAAAACAUCCAAAAAGAGAGAGAGGUGCGCAGCAGGUUUUUCAAAAAACGCAGAGCUGGUUUUCUGGACGAUCGGAGGUCCUAAUCUUGUCUGAGCUGAAAUUUUAGGAGUUCAAGGACUCAUAAAGCUUCAAUCUGAACGGUGGAGAUCAAAUUCCAACGGUUAGAAAUUGUUUUGUGAGCUUCGCACCAGCUGCUGUUUUUGUAGAUGUUUUUACAUCUUUGAGUUGAUAUUUUUUAUUCUAGUGCCUUCGUAGUGUUGUUAAGGGCUAGAUAUCGUGGU